Messenger RNA from Anthonomus grandis grandis, 1653 nucleotides. RefSeq names its product solute carrier family 35 member E1 homolog. NCBI's taxonomy places the organism in Eukaryota, Metazoa, Arthropoda, Insecta, Coleoptera, Curculionidae. Bases 77 to 1177 code for a protein of 366 amino acids. Gene Ontology annotation, molecular function: antiporter activity. The record is from RefSeq and is a predicted model, not a curated record. Gene Ontology annotation, cellular component: Golgi apparatus. The transcript is spliced from 4 exons.
CACGUAACCUCACUUUCGCGAAAUCUGACAACUUGCCAACAAAACAAAAACAGGCAAAAGCCAACCCUUGCGGAAUAUGGCAAGUUGGACGCAAAAUAAAGGGUUGUGCAAAGUAUUGCUAUUAUGCAUAUCGUGGUACUUAGUCAGUUCUACAAACAACAUCAUAGGAAAAACGGUGUUAACCCAUUUUCCCUACCCAAUGACCAUGACCAUGGUCCAGUUGCUUACCAUAACAGUUUUAAGCGGGCCCCUCUUUGAUAUGUGGGGCAUCAGAAGGUUCGUGGACAUACCUUGGGAUUAUUAUUGUAAAUUAAUCUUGCCUUUGGCUUUUGGAAAGUUUAUGGCAAGUGUAUUUAGUCAUGUCAGUAUUUGGAAAGUUCCUGUGUCCUAUGCGCAUACUGUGAAGGCAACAAUGCCCCUGUUCACAGUGAUCCUCUCCAGGGUAAUUAUGGGUGAAAAACAAACUUAUAAAGUAUACUUGAGUCUUGUACCCAUAAUUUCUGGAGUGGCAGUGGCUACCUUAACAGAAAUCAGUUUUGAUAUGGUGGGCUUGGUUUGUGCUCUAGUCUCUACAGCGGGAUUUUCUUUACAACAUAUUUUCUCCAAAAAAGUAUUAAAAGACACUUCAGUACACCACUUAAGAUUGCUACACAUUUUGGGAAGACUUGCACUAUUUAUGUUCUUACCUGUGUGGCUCUAUACAGAUUUUUGGACUCUGACUCAAAAUAAAAAGGCAUUGGUUCAUCAAGAUUAUAGGAUCAUGGCUCUUCUGUUUAUAGAUGGCUUACUAAACUGGCUACAAAACAUCAUAGCUUUCAGUUUGCUACAUUUAGUCACCCCACUUACCUAUGCGGUAGCAAACUGUAGUAAAAGAAUUUUUGUGAUUGGGGCCUCAUUGUUUCUACUCGGAAAUCCGGUGACGUCCAUGAACGUAGUCGGUAUGCUUAUGGCAAUAUUUGGAGUCCUGUUUUAUAAUAAGGCAAAAUACGACCAAAGACACUCGGAAAUGAAGGAAACUGUACUGCCUUUGUCACAAAAAAUCAAAAAUCCGGACAAGAUUGUUUAUAGUACGAAUGGAGGAUAUGCUAAUGGAUAUAGUGAUAUCAAUGGUGUUAACAAUAAUUACAGUUAUAAUUCACGGACUAUACGUUCAAAAGGGAAUUUGUUGUUUUCAUAAGGAAUUUUCAUUUUUUAGGUACUGAUAAGGAAGGCCUCGGCUUUAACAAGCUUGAACUUCUGGAUCUGGUUAAUUUUUUGUGACAUGAAAUUGUUUAACUGGUUGAAAAUAAUUAGUAAACCUUUUUUGCAUGCUGUCUUGAAUCCCAAAUUGAUAUUGACACUAAAUGAAAUUAUGUAUUUUAUCAAAAUAUGCUCAAAUAAAGUGUGAUAGGUAAGUAAAUUCAGAUCUUGCUUUUAAUUGAAUUGUGAAAGUUUAUAAUAUAAUUUAUUCAUGAUUGAGUGACCAUAUUGUACAUACAAUAAUUAAUUAUAUUUGAUUACAAAGGUUGUACAGCAUACCAAAAAAAUUAUUCAUUUAUGUAUAUUAACAGUAUUUAUGCAAUAUUUUUUGCAGCAAUUAAAACUUUCUGUAUAAAAAUUGAACUUUUCAUUAAACAACUAUGUAAAUAUUAUUGUAAUAAAUUUAGUACUGUA